This is a messenger RNA of Ostrinia furnacalis (Asian corn borer), 879 nucleotides long. Its product is annotated as asparagine-rich protein. The record is from RefSeq and is a predicted model, not a curated record. The transcript is spliced from 3 exons. The coding region runs from base 202 to 639 and encodes 145 amino acids. NCBI's taxonomy places the organism in Eukaryota, Metazoa, Arthropoda, Insecta, Lepidoptera, Crambidae.
ACAGUUAUCUGUCAUGUCUGUCGUGUUGUGUGGCGUCUCGACUAUUUAUCUUUAGAAUCGUAUUGUUAUUUACAGAUUUUUUUACAUUAACUCCUUUAUUUCGAAAUGUAUUAGAGCUUAGGCUUAGCAUUAAUUAGUUUCACAUAAGGAUUACUCAUAGAAUUUAGCAUAGGAGGUUAAAAUAGUGUGCUAUUUUGAAACAUGGACCGAAACAAUAUGAGAUCAAGCUAUGUGAAUAGUGGCCCGAGAUCGUUGCCCCAUAUGGGUGGAAGCAAACGUCACAAUGGCAACGGGCACAACGGUAACGGUCACAAUGGUAACGGGCAUGGACAUGGACACGGACAUGGACACAACAGCAACGGCCACAACGGAGCACGUCUCAGCCCACCGAUGCCGUCUCCACAAGUCAGCGCCCACAAUAACAACAAUAACACUAACCAGCACGACGAUCUCAUCAAUUACAUUUAUGAAUCUUGGAAUAAGGUGACAAGGGAUCUAGAACGAGGUGGUGACGACGCGAAAUACUACCAGGAAGUGAUGGGUCCCCGUCAGUUAGCCAACUUCAGACCGUUCAACCUGGAGGAGUGGUGGGCUCGCCGCCUUCUGCAGACCAUAAACCGCAAUAAACACCGGUCUUAGUUCCCGAUUAAACAACCGUGGUACAAUGUUUCAUACCGUUCGUUUAAAUUUUCAUUGAUGACCGUAUUAUUUCUUUUGGUGUUUUUUAUUUUGGUUAAGUAUUUCAUUCUGCUAUUUGUUUGGGGGCUUGUUAUUAUUCUAGCCUAAUAGUAACAUGGCAAUGACGGUUUUCGCGAAUGAAAGAUCCGCUAGAUGGCGGGGCGUGGAUGUGGGGUCUGACUGCUGCGUGACUGGUGGAUU